AUGCCAUUUCUUUCUUUCUUUCUUUCUUUCUUUCUUUCAUUCAUUUCUUUCUUGUUUUCUUUUUUCGUCCUUACCUUCCUUCCUUCCUUCCUUCCUUCCUUCCUUCCUUCCUUUCUUUCUUUCUUUCUUUCUUUCUUUCUUUCUUUCUUUCUUUCUUUCUUUCUUUUCAUUUUAGCUUGUUUCUUUCUUUCUUACUUUUCUUCAAAAGGAUAUCGUAUUUUCUUUCUUUUUUUUAGUUCAUUUCUUUCUUGUUUUCUUUUUUCGUCCUCACCUUCCUUCCUUCCUUCCUUCCUUCCUUCCUUCCUUUCUUUCCUUCUUUCUUUCUUUCUUUUCAUUUUAGCUUGUUUCUUUCUUUCUUACUUUUCUUCAAAAGGAUAUCCUUGUUUCUUUCUUUCUUACUUUUCUUCAAAGGAUAUCUUCAUUUCUUUCUUGUUUUCUUUUUUCGUCCUUACCUUCCUUCCUUCCUUCCUUCCUUCCUUCCUUCCUUUCUUUCCUUCUUUCUUUCUUUCUUUCUUUCUUUCUUUUCAUUUUAGCUUUUCAUUUCUUUCUUGUUUUCUUUUUUCGUCCUUACCUUCCUUUCUUUCUUUCUUUCUUUCUUUCUUUCUUUCUUUCUUUCUUUUCAUUUUAGCUUGUUUCUUUCUUUCUUACUUUUCUUCAAAAGGAUAUCGUAUUUUCUUUCUUUUUUUAGUUCAUUUCUUUCUUGUUUUCUUUUUUCGUCCUUACCUUCCUUCCUUCCUUUCUUUCUUUCUUUCUUUCUUUCUUUCUUUCUUUCUUUCUUUGUUUCUUUUCAUUUUAGCUUGUUUCUUUCUUUCUUACUUUUCUUCAAAAGGAUAUCGUAUUUUCUUUCUUUUUAGUUAA
Messenger RNA from Acanthosepion pharaonis, 858 nucleotides. The record is from the annotation of a GenBank genome assembly. NCBI's taxonomy places the organism in Eukaryota, Metazoa, Mollusca, Cephalopoda, Sepiida, Sepiidae.